Molecule: messenger RNA, 6835 nt
Organism: Salarias fasciatus (jewelled blenny)
Lineage: Eukaryota; Metazoa; Chordata; Actinopteri; Blenniiformes; Blenniidae
Gene: elk1
Product: ETS transcription factor ELK1
Exons: 11
Coding region: 986-2797 (603 amino acids)
Biological process (GO): regulation of transcription by RNA polymerase II; cell differentiation
Cellular component (GO): nucleus
Molecular function (GO): DNA-binding transcription factor activity, RNA polymerase II-specific; sequence-specific DNA binding
Source: RefSeq, a predicted model, not a curated record
CUGACGGGCAGAGGCGGAACUCUCCCCGGUGACUCGCUCCGAGUCUGGCCGUGAUGAAAAGUAGCGAGGAGACGUCGGUCCGAGCAGGGAGACACCGGGAAAACGUGGAGAAGUGAUGAACUCGGCCGCCACACGCACACACGGCCGAUAAACCGCCCGCCGGAGCCCGGAAAACUACUUUUCUUCCGCAGCGGAGGCCUGCGGACGAUCCCCGGUGAAGCCCAGGAAGCCAGCCCGGGAGUUGUCGCCCCUCGCCGGGCGCUCGGGUUGCUGUCACUGCGGCAGGCUAGGCUAGGCUAGUUAGCACGCUAGGCUAACAGCCCCAGAAAACCUUGAACUUGUGGAAACUUUUAUUGACAUUAAAGACCAACGAACAUCAGCAGGGCGGGAUUUCAACAGACGCCCCGGAAACCACCGGGACGGAAAACAAAAAUAACUAACAUUUUGCGGUGCAGAUAUUAAUUGGACUAGCGGUGUUAGCGUGGCUGGAUAGCGGAGAUCAGCGCUUGUGCGACAGGCUGAGCCUCCGCCGCAGCGGCGGGGGAUCCAACUCCGGGAUCCGCGCUCACGACGGAGGGGCCGGGCGGACGGACAGCGCCGCUGUGGGACACGUUGGUGCGGCGUUUGGACGGACCCAACUUUCUAAUGCUGGGAGCCUUGUUGUCGUUAGCAUGGAGGCAGGGGAGCCUGGCAGCGGCAAGGAGCGGUUACAUAACGCCAACAGGUCGGCGGAGCAGCCGCUGAACGUCGCCUCCUCCUCCUCCUCCUCCUCUUCCUCCAACACCACCACCACCUCCUCUACAGCCUCCUCAGCCCGGCUCUGACAGCCGCACACUGCCCCAUCACACACACUCACACGCACACACUUACACACAUACACACUAACAACAGAACAAAAACAAUAACCAGCAGCAGAAGCACGAGAGGACAGCAGCAUGGAGGAGGAGUGAACCUGCAGGGACACAACAACAACACUGAGCUGAAGAUGGAGUCCAACACGCUGAUUAAUGCCAUGGACCCGUCCAUCACGCUGUGGCAGUUCCUGCUGCACCUCCUGGAGGACCAGCGGCAGCGGCACCUCAUCUCGUGGACGGGGGAGGACGGGGAGUUCAAGCUGCUGGACGCCGAGGAGGUGGCCCGGCUGUGGGGGCUCCGCAAGAACAAGCACAACAUGAACUACGACAAGCUGAGCCGGGCGCUGCGCUACUACUACGACAAGAACAUCAUCAAGAAGGUGAGCGGCCAGAAGUUCGUCUAUAAGUUCGUGAGUCAGCCUGACGCCUCGCUGCCCGACGGCGUGCGCUCCGCCGCGGAGGACGGACUGAGGCGGGACAUCGCCGACGCCAACAGCCAAACCAAAGGCCUGGUGGGCGGGGCCUCCACCUGUCCGUCAAAGGGCUUACCACAGAGGUCGUCGCCCGGCGUCUCUCAGAAGAGCUCCAGGAACGACUACAUGAAGUCCGGCCUCUACUCCACCUUCACCAUCCAGUCACUGCAGGCGCAGCCCAACCCGCGGCCAAUCAAAUCCGAGCUCCUGCUGCAGCAAGACUCCGCCCCCAAGAUGGACCGCACGCCGCGAGAGAUGUGUGUGUUGUCAGACUCCAAGUCUCCUCCCUCGGUGGGAGGCGCAGUGGACGCGUCUCUGCAGGUCAUCGUGACUCAGACGUCUCCAUGUCCGACUCCGGCUCUCAGUCCUCAGAUUCCGGCCGCCAGCAGCCAAUCACAGAAUCCUCCUCUGAGUGACCCCCCUCAGAUUUACCUGACCAACGUGAGCGACCCCUCCUCCCUCACCCCCCUCAUCCCUCUGGGUCCCGUCGGAGGUUCGCCGAGUCCAGUCCCCCCUCCCUCCCACAUGUCUCUGGGCUUUCAGCAGCAGCAGCCGCCGCCGCCGCACCAGGACGACUGCGGAGGAGUCGCCAACCCAGGCAGCUUCCCCCCGACUCACCCUCCGCCCGUCUUCGUCAUCAUCAACCCUUCUCCUCCUCAGCAGCAGCAGCAGCAGCAGCAGCAGCAGGUGGCGGCCAUGACGGCAGCUCCUCCUCCUCCUGCUCCCCAUCCUCCUCCUGCUCCUCCUCUCGCCACCCGCCCCCCUCCUCCUGCUCCUCCUCCCAUCGUCAUCAAGGAGGAGCAGCUGCCGUCGGAGGCGGAGCUGCUGGAGAUGGUGACCCUGGAGGGGAAGCAGGCGGAGGAGGUGAGCCACUGCUGCACCGAUCGGUCGGAGGUCCCGCAGCUCAUCUGCGGCUCGGGAGAAGCAGAGCCUCCUCUCACCAUCGUGGAGAGCCCGCCUCCCGCCUGCACCGAGCCCGGGGUGGAGGUCCCUCAGCAGACGCAGCCAAAGGAGACGUUAGCAGAUCCCUCCAUCCCCCCUGUGUCCAACCCCUCCUCCUCCUCGGCGGCGCCGCCUCCCGUCACCUCCUCCACGCCGGACGCCAUUCCUCCCAAGCCCAAGAAGCCGCGGGGCCUGGAGCUGCCAUCCUCCCCCUCGCUGCCCCCCGGCCUCUCCCUGGACAAGGUGAACGCAGCGGUUAACAGCCUGUUGGCUCCUGGAUCCGCCACCAACACGCUCACGCCAACCGUCAUCACCUCCCACGCACUGACUCCCGUCCUGCUGACUCCCAGCCCGCUGCCCUCCACCAUCCACUUCUGGAGCACGCUCAGUCCCAUCGCCCCUCGAUCGCCAGCCAAGCUCUCCUUCCAGUUUCCGUCUAACGGCAGUAACCAGAUCCACAUCCCCGCUCUGAGUGUGGACGGCCUCUCCACUCCGGUGGUCCUCUCUCCAGGACCCCACAAACCAUGAAGUGGCAAGAUGGCCGCCGCCGCUCACUGGACUGCGCCUCCUGCAGGGGGCGCCCUGACUUCACGGGAGAAGGUGGAAGAGGAGGAAAAAGCUCUCUGAAGACUUUGCCUCACUUCUUCCUCCAAACAAAAACGUGUGCUGCGUCUCAGCAGGAUUCGGAGGAGAAGGUGAAACCUUUAUUUUUCCCGAGGGCCUUGAAGGCAGCACAGACUCGUAUUUAUUCCGGCUCCACGUCGCUCCUCCCGUCUGGUUGUUUCCACGGCGACGGGCUUUGAAUUUGCUCCUCCCUCCCGGGCCACGGUUUAGAAACUCAGCCUUUUCUGCGGAGUUUGUCGCUUUCUUCUUAUUGGCCACUUUUCAGGCCCCGCCUUUCUCCACUUAUGCAUGGCCCGACAUUGGACGGACCCCUUCGAGGGGGGGAGGGGCUCAAGCCUGUCCGAUUGUAGAUUUUCUCACGGUUGUUGUCGAUGAACUGUUCUCUCUUCGGAGCUUCAUUCCAGACGUUCAGCGGGUUUCGGAUUGAUGAAUGUUUAUUUUUGUAUUCGCUGAAAGCCUCGGAUCGUCAGCCUGCAGGGUCGUUUCUGUUGCCACAAGUCUGAAACAGUCGAGCACUUAAAAAGAUGAAAGACGUUUUUCUGGUUUUCGUUUUGUUUUUUUUUAUUGGAGCCAUAGCGAAAAGCUGCAAAAAGCUCAAACACAUCCAGACUUUUUAGCACAAAUUAGCAACUUUUCAACAUUCAAGUUUAAGAUUUGAUCGUUAAGUAGCCAUUUUUGGUUUUGACAGCUGUUUUAAUGUGAAAGUAUGAUUUACUGUUUUUUUUUUUUAAUGUCAAUAGCUAUUUGAUUUUCUUUAAAACUCAUCAUUCUGUUGUAUAGUUUGAAGUUCUAUCCAUAAACAUUCUCGUAAAUGUUACUGUUUCCGCCAUCAGACGUCAUCAAACCGUUUAAAAAGAUGGAAAAUGUUCAUCGGCACCUUAAAAGUUUACAUUAAAGCUGCAGUCGGCGCAUAAGAAGUUUUCUUAACCCCUACAAUCAGAAAGUUCAAAGAUUUCCUUAAGUCUAUGACCGGCCUGUUUAAGUUUAUGUUAAAAUCUUCGAUCGUCAUGUUACAAGUUUACGUGGAAUUUACGAUCCGCGCGUUAGACGUUUUCGUUAGCUCUACAAUUGUAACGUUAAAAGUUUACAUUGAAUCAGCACUUCUGUUGGGAACUUGUGGCAACAACCCAAACCUGCAGAAACUGAAAAACUAUGAACGCACACUCAAGAAAACCAACUGAACAUGACUGUUGUUGUUGUUGUCGUCGUUAUCUCUGAUGCUAGCUGUGGUUGCCACGGUAACCUGAUCCGACUGUUGCCCACCUGCAGGUUGCUGCUGCUACUGCUGCUGCCGUAGUUGUUGUUUGCUGCCGACGCUGUAAAUGUCUUUUUAUGCUUCUGUGUGUGACCACGAGGCUGCUGACACACACACACACACACACACACACACACACACACACACCAAAAAGGAGCUGAGCGAGGCUGAAAUUCAGUGUUUGUAACAACAAGGAAAAAUCUUAAUUUCUAUCUGUCCCAUUAGUUUGUAUUAGGGGUUCCGUAUGUCUCCCUCUAGUGGCGAUGCUAAGAAUUACAGCAACAAUGUAGCGAGCCGAGAAACAGGAUGGGACGAUCAAAGAUUCGGGCUGGGACCUGUGCUGGAGUCUCUAGUGGCACCAACAUAUAAAAAUUCGUCAAAUUAUUAUCUAUUAAUGUGUAACGAGAGAAAAGAAGAAACUAUCGUUUUUUUAACACAUGACAUGAAAGCUUAAGGGUUUCACACACAACUUGGAUAUAUAUGCAAUACGAUAAAACAAAUGAUUAGAUCCGAAUUAGCAACUUUUUUUUGUGACGUUAGCAAAAAUCUGCGGGACUGAAAAUCAAAAGAAGGAAUGUGACCUUUGUCUGUGGAUAUUUAAGCAAGUUCAGCCUCCCAUCAGCUCCCGGCGGCGUAUUUUCCCAGCCUCUGCGGUGACCUUAACGCAGCACCAAGCCAUCCCUUGCUGGACUGUUCUCCCCCUACCCCUGCCCCCGCCCCGCAGCAUGACUCUAUUUUUCUACCAGAGGCGUCGUGUUUAUAUUGUGUACCGAGUUCAAAGAGCGACGAAGCCUUAAAGACGUCAUCGUGUUUUUAAAAAAAGACGAAGUGCGAUGACGAGCAGCAAAAAGCCAUCGGAGGAAAUCACCGCCGCUUGUUUCUCUCACCAGCAGAGCAUGAAUCAUGUUCUUCAUCCAUUUUUCAUCUGAAAAGAACAAAUCAUGUCCGACCCUUUAAAAGGUGAAAGGUUAGAAAUUCUGUUUUCAACAUUGGAACUUAGACACUUCUUUUUCCCUACAACUUAAUUAUCAUCUGGAAUUUAUUUUCUUUAUUGCUCUUUUUGAUUUGCGAAUUUUUGUUUUUGACAUUAAAAAACCUUAAUCAUCUACUUAUGUUUUUGAUGAGUAAAUUAAAAAAAAAAAUUCUGACAAUUUUUUUUUUUUUUUGCAACUUUUUAGUUUUACCCAUUAAUUUACUGCUUUAGUUUAAAAUUCUUAAACUAAACCAACUUUUGUUUUUAACAUCUGUACUUGACUGGUGAUUUCCCCCCCCCCCCCCUCUGAUGAAUUUCUUUUCUGAACUUUUUAGUUUUUUAAAUUAAAAAAAAACCUUUGUGACUCUUUGUUCUAAUGUUAAAACCUGAAUCAUCGGCUUUUAUUUUGGAGGUUUAAAUUGGACCGGCACUUUUUUCAACCAACAACGUUCUUUGUUUUUGGUGUUAAAGCUCAACUCAAACUCGGUUUCUAAAACAUUACAAACCAUAUGAAUAAACUGACGAACAGCUUUCGUUAAAAUGGUUGACAGUCAGCAGAUUCCAUGUUUACGGCUUAAAGUUGUGGAAAACGUUAAAGAAAUGAAGUCUGAAUCCUUUAGGGCCUGAAGAAAUGUGUGAAAGAAAAACAGUCUUAAUGUUUUGUUUUCUCUGUGAACUCCAUUGCGUUCAUUCAUGGAUCUGGAAGGUUUUUUAAAAGGUUUUUAAAGGAGUUUUUUCUUCCAGAGCUUUCUGUCUGUUUUCCUUCACAUCUUUUGCAAUUCAUUUUAUUCCACAGUGCUCCCCGGAUGAUAACCACUCUGCCACAUUUAGGACCAAAAAAAAUUCAUGAUUUUCCAACCAAAAAUUAUCUGAAAUAACCAUAGAAUAUUUCUUUGCGCAUUAAAAAAUAAUAUUCCAUAGCUGUAGUUCAUUGUUUUUUGCUUUUGUAUCAGAUUUUAUUUUUCUUAGAUUUUCUCCACUUUAACUGUGGAGCUAUUUAUGGCCGCUGAGCAUUUCAUCGUGGUUACAACAAGUUUAGCUACAUUAGCAGUUUUAACCAUUUCAGCCAAGUCGGUUGUUUUUCCUCUCCUACUCGUUGAACAGUCUAUUUUUAUCCUGGAGAUUUGGCCUUUUUGGCGAUCAUGGGGUGACGUGCGAUUGGCGUUGGGCCCAUUGUAACAGCUCCACCUUCAGGUCAGACGUGGACUUACAUCUUUGAUUAAAUAUAACGUUUUAUCAUGUUUUCCGGUAAAAUGUGACCAAUAUCAUCUGGCAACUUUGCGAUCAAACCCAGUGCCGGUCAUCAUAGAAAUGACCUGGCGUCGGGGGGACUCCGCGUCCCAUGAUGCUUUGCCAGACAGACAGACAGCCCUGGAAGCGGCCGAGCGUGUAGAAAUCUUCUUGUACAUAAAUCUAACCCGAGCGUAGAAGCGUGUGCGAGCAGAGGGCUGUUCCAGGCUCCGCCCCUCCCUCCGGUGGGAGGGGUUUAUUGUAAAGGGGCGGGGCCUGCCUUUAUUUUCCUGCCUGUUGCUACUUACUGGAAACAUUGGAGAGGAAAGAAAAGCUAUUUUUUAUGGACUUCAGAUUCUGUCGUGUAAAUGUUUUAUGGAUGAUUCCUCUUCUUUUUUUAUUUACAUGUUUACACACACACGCACGCAUACACACAUACACACAUGGCGGGAGGACAAUAAUAAAACUAUUUUGUUUGGUACAA